This is a messenger RNA of Sitophilus oryzae (rice weevil), 2087 nucleotides long. Its product is annotated as sex peptide receptor-like. Gene Ontology annotation, biological process: G protein-coupled receptor signaling pathway. The record is from RefSeq and is a predicted model, not a curated record. Lineage: Eukaryota; Metazoa; Arthropoda; Insecta; Coleoptera; Curculionidae. Gene Ontology annotation, cellular component: membrane. Gene Ontology annotation, molecular function: G protein-coupled peptide receptor activity. The coding region runs from base 384 to 1493 and encodes 369 amino acids. The transcript is spliced from 4 exons.
UUCGUCAAGCCUUAAGCAUACCGUUGCGCUCCCAAGCUUAUUCGAAACUGCGAAAACUUCAAAGAAACUAUCUCUAUAUCGGUUCACAGCUCUCGGAAAAAUUUUGAUUGCUUUGAAAAAUUACAAAAAAGGUGUUAGAAGUGCUAGAAACCCGCGUUUAAGAUACUUUCAAAGUAAAAAUUUCAUUUAAUAACUUUAAAUUUUCUGCCAAGAAAGUUGUUUAGAAGUGUAGAAAUGAAGAAAAAUGUUACAGAAAAUGAAGCGUGUUUCUUACUAGGAAGCGGUUCGAAAAAAUUAAGAUAAACCAACCGAUGAAAUCUUGGCACAAAAUGGACACAAAUAUCAAACUCCAAUAGCAACCUUCUUCAAUCAUCGAAUGCAAAAUGAACUCAUCAACACCCAACGCAACCUAUUGCGAUCUAAAACAGUUCAGCAAAGACUUCCGCAGCUGCCAUAUUUAUCUCAGCUUCAUGAUAUGCACUCUGGGCUCCAUCCUCAAUAUCCUCAACAUCUUUAUUUUGAGCACCAAACAAAUGAGGUCACCUACCAACUUUAUCUUGACCUCACUGGCUAUUGCUGACGUUAUAGUCAUGUUAGAAUACAUGCCUUUUGCUUACAUGCAGGAUAGACGAACUGCCUAUUACACUUAUGGAUUUGCCUCGUUUAUAAUAUUCCAUGCAGUGUUUACCAAUGCUUUUCACUUUAUUUCGUGUUGCUUGGCUAUAAUUCUGGCUAUUUGGAGGUAUAUAGCUGUGAAAUUUCCACAAAACAAUCAGAAAUGGUGCAGCGAGACCAGAACAAAGUACACUAUAUUUUUCACUUACAUUUCAUGUGCUUUUGUUUGCAUUCCUCUGGUUCUUAGCAUGACAAUAAACAGUCCUUUAGCCUACAAGACGCCAGAAGGUGAAAUCAUCUUUAAAAUACGUAAUCAGACUGAUCUAGAGAACGUUACAGUGUACUUAACCAGUUACAGGAACAGCAUUUUCAAAAAUAUCAGUUUCUACGUUUAUGGUGUUGUGCUCAAACUCAUUCCUUGCAUCCUAUUGGUAGUUCUAUCGACGCUCUUGAUAAUAGAACUGUUCAAAGCCAAGCAAAGAAAGAAAGCAUUAUUACAUGCGGAUAAUAAGGAGACAAAACUGCUUCAAAAGAAGAAAACAAACCAGAAACACGCUGAAAAGGAGAAGCAAUUCAAUCGAACUACGAAAAUGUUAUUGGCUGUUCUGUUAUUAUUCUUGAUGGCUGAGUUUCCUCAGGCUAUGAUGGGGCUGUUGCUGCAUAUAUUGGGCGAUAAAUUCUACAGCGAGUGUUACGUGCCGUUAGGUGACCUUCUGGACAUCUUUACACUGACCAUAUCAGCAAUAAACUUCGUACUCUACUGCAUCAUGUCUCAGAAAUUCCGAGAGGUCUUCAGAGAGGUCUUCUUUCCUUAUCUGCCCUGCGGAAAGGUCAAGAAGAACCAAUGGAUAUCACUGCAAACUGUGCAAAUGGGAUAGCUUUAAGUAUAAAAAUACUUGUUAGAAUUUAAGUAAAUUUUAUGGAAUAAUAGGAUGAAGAAAUAAGGGUUCCAAUGAUAUCGCCAGAUCAUCAAUUAUGGUAGUUUUUUGGACAUUACCAACUAGUUCAAUUUUCUCUUAAUAUUAAAUUUAAUUAGGUCAUAUUGGCUCAAUGUUUUCAAUAGCUUAGUUUAUUGUAAAUAAUAAAUGUAGCAUUUUUAUGAAUCAAAUAACUGUGAUUAUUUACGUUAUAACUAAUAUGUUACUGAAUAUUUUAUUUAAAAACGAAUAUUUCCUUGCUUUAAUUAGGUUAUUUUAACGGCUAUAAUCUUCGAUGUACAUAUAUAUAGUUUAUUUAAAUCAAUUUGAUUUACUAUAAUUAUACAUAUUUAUACAUUAAUGUCUAAGGCAUUAGUGCAUUUUCUGCAGUUUAUUUUUUUAAAUUUAAGACUCACUGACAUAUGUAGGAAUGAUCCAAACUGAUACGUGUAGAAUACCUCUAAUUUUUGUUUGAUUCAAAGUGUACAGGGUGUUCUAUUUUUGCGUGUUAGAAUUUCUCGUUUACGAGUACAAGAUUCAAUGAUCGUAUCAUCG